Messenger RNA from Akanthomyces muscarius, 1392 nucleotides. RefSeq lists its product as uncharacterized. The record is from RefSeq and is a predicted model, not a curated record. The transcript has 5 exons. Gene Ontology annotation, biological process: protein N-linked glycosylation; cell wall mannoprotein biosynthetic process. The coding region runs from base 1 to 1392 and encodes 463 amino acids. Gene Ontology annotation, molecular function: alpha-1,6-mannosyltransferase activity. Gene Ontology annotation, cellular component: mannan polymerase complex. Lineage: Eukaryota; Fungi; Ascomycota; Sordariomycetes; Hypocreales; Cordycipitaceae.
AUGAUGCCCAGGCACCACUCCGGAGGGUUUGCCAAUGGCUACCCGAGAGGAGGCGAUACAUUUGAUAUUUCGCCGCACAGAUUCCAGCCUCGCGCAUCCGGUCCCGCGUCUCGUCGCCGUAGAAAGCUCUAUGUUCGUAUCGCUAUUGCAGCUGUUCUCGUCACGGCGCUAUGUCUAUUCUUUGGGCCCUCAAUUUCGAUUGCGUCCGUCUUUUCGCUAGGCUUCCUCGGCGGCGACCCCGACUUCGACCUCGAAACCGUGCGGUACUAUGACUUGAACACAGUCGGCGGCACUGCUCGAGGAUGGGAGAGGGAAGAGCGCAUUCUUCUCUGCGUCCCGCUCCGUGAUGCCUCGGCGCAUUUGCCCAUGUUCUUCUCUCACCUGCGCAACUUUACGUACCCGCACAACCUGAUUGAUCUCGCUUUCUUGGUUUCCGACUCCAAGGACAACACGCUUCAGCUUCUGGUCGACAACAUGAACGCGAUCCAGGCUGACGAAGACCCAAGACAGCCAUAUGGAGAGAUUUCUAUUAUUGAGAAGGACUUUGGUCAAAAGGUAAAUCAGGAUGUGGAAAGUCGUCACGGUUUCGCCGCCCAGGCUAGCCGUAGAAAGCUCAUGGCCCAGGCCAGAAACUGGCUUCUCAGUGCCGCUCUGCGCCCGUAUCACUCCUGGGUCUACUGGCGUGACGUCGAUGUCGAGACUGCUCCCUUUACCAUUCUUGAGGAUCUGAUGCGCCACAACAAGGAUGUUAUUGUGCCCAACGUUUGGCGACCGCUGCCCGACUGGCUUGGCGGCGAACAGCCGUACGACCUGAACUCUUGGCAGGAGUCCGAGACGGCCCUUGCCCUGGCCGAUACGUUGGACGAAGACGCCGUCAUUGUCGAAGGAUACGCCGAAUAUGCCACCUGGAGACCCCAUCUUGCCUAUCUUCGUGAUCCCUACGGUGACCCCGAUAUGGAGAUGGAAAUUGACGGUGUUGGUGGUGUCAGUAUCUUGGCCAAGGCCAAGGUAUUCCGUAGCGGUGUUCAUUUCCCAGCCUUUAGCUUUGAAAAGCACGCUGAAACUGAGGGAUUUGGCAAGAUGGCGAGAAAGAUGAAGUAUUCCGUGGUUGGACUGCCUCACUACACCAUUUGGCAUCUUUACGAGCCUAGUGUGGACGAUAUUAAGCACAUGGAGGAAAUGGAGGCUGAGCGAAAACUGAAGGAAGCAGAGGAAGAAGAGAAGAGGCUGAAAGAGCAGAAGCUCAAGGAAACCUUUGGUGACAGCCAGGGCGAGUGGGAGCAGGACAAGGCUCAAAUGCAAACUCUCGAGACUCAACGCAAGGCUGGCCAGGCGGUAGAAGAGCCCAAGGGUGCCGCCGCCAAGGCUGCGGACGCCGCUGGCGGCAUAUAA